Molecule: messenger RNA, 1841 nt
Organism: Triticum dicoccoides
Lineage: Eukaryota; Viridiplantae; Streptophyta; Magnoliopsida; Poales; Poaceae
Product: F-box/kelch-repeat protein At1g22040-like
Exons: 2
Coding region: 179-1555 (458 amino acids)
Molecular function (GO): protein binding
Source: RefSeq, a predicted model, not a curated record
CGCCGUCUCCCCGAACCCUAGCCUCGCCGCCGCGGAGGACUACCGCCUCGGCGACCUCACCAGGCCGCAAGCCCACCUCAAGGCCCACGCCGUCCUCGGCCUCGGCCUCUCCCUCUCCACCGGCGGCGCCCCUGCAGCGCAGCAGCAGUAAACAGCCAGAUACAAGAAGUUGGAAGCAAUGGGGGCGUCUCUCAGCUUCCCCAACAACGGGAAGCAAACCUUGGAGCACGGGGAAGCGUCGAAGCCAGGUUCCUCGAAGAAGCUACGCCACGGUCAUUACCACCCGAGGCUGAUUCCUGACCUCCCGGACGAGAUCUCCCUGCAAAUCCUCGCGAGGAUGCCAAGGGUGCGGUAUCUUAGCAGCAAGAUGGUUUCACGGAGCUGGAAGGCCGCCAUCACAGGUGUGGAGCUGUACCGGGUGAGGAAGGAGCUUGGCGUGGAUGAGGAAUGGAUUUACAUACUCACCAAGGCGGCCGAUGGCAAGCUGUCGUGGCAUGCUUUUGAUCCGCUUUGCAGCCGGUGGCAGAGGCUGCCGCUCAUGCCCGGGGUUGCUCGUGGGGGGAGCCGUUUAGGCGGUUUGGUGAGCGCUGGGAUUAGGAUCUCUGGUGCUAUUAGAGGCUUGCUUCGCCAGGAGGAUUGGUUGGACAAGAUUCCCUUUUGUGCUUGUGCCGUUGGAACGAUCGAUGGAUGCCUCUAUGUUUUGGGCGGGUUCUCCAGAGCCACAGCGAUCAAAAGUGUGUGGAAGUAUGAUCCAGCUGUAAAUCUGUGGCAGGAAGUAAGCUCGAUGAGCACCGCACGAGCGUUUGGCAGGACUGGCCUGUUGAACAACAAGCUGUACGUUGUCGGCGGUGUCAUCAGGGAAGAAACUGGAUUGGCUCCGCUUCAAUCUGCUGAAGUGUUUGACCCGGCCACAGGAAUCUGGGCAGAUGUGCCAAACAUGCCCUUCUCCAAAGCACAAACUCUGCCGACUGCAUUCCUGGCCGACUUACUGAAGCCGGUUGCUACAGGAAUAGUCUCGUUUGGAGGCAAGCUGUAUGUGCCUCAGAGCUUGUAUUCCUGGCCGUUCUUUGUUGAUAUUGGUGGGGAGGUGUUUGAUCCCGCGACGGACUCAUGGUCAGAGAUGCCUGUAGGCCUGAGCGAGGGUUGGCCUGGGAGGCAAGCAGGGACAAAAUUAAGUGCUGUUGUGAAUGGGGACCUAUAUGCUCUGGAGCCACCGACUUGUUCUGAUGGAGGCAAGAUAAAGACGUAUGAUCCGAAGGAAGAUACAUGGAAGGCUGUUGUUGGCCAGGUGCCUGUUGGUGACUUUGCGGAGUCAAAAUGUCCGUACUUGCUUGCGGGGUUUCUUGGGAAGCUCCAUUUGGUCAUCAAAGAUAUGAACAACAUGAUCAGCAUCCUGCAAACGGACACUCUAAAGCCUAUGGAUGCAACUGGCUCGACAUGCCAAAACCCCGAUGUCUCUUGGCCUUUGGAGCAAGGCAAUGAUGUUUGGAGAAUGGUGGGCUCAAAGAAAUUUGCGGCUGCCGAACUUGUUAGCUGCCAGGCGCUCAGCAUAUGAAGCUUGGAGAAACCAUACAUACAUUCUGCUCUGCUGUACGUACCCUGUGAAUCAUUGUGUCUUUUGUAAAGUAGAUAACUUUCUAUCAUACAUCUGAUCAAGCCAUGAUGAACUUGUUGGGUUCACCUCAACAGCACAUGUGAAUGUCGAUUAGAAUGUAAUCUUGCCAGCAGUGUGCACCAAUCUGUGUUUAAUCCAUAUAUGUAAGUAAAUGUUUGGUUCUGUCUACACCUAUAUAUAAUAACUUCACAUUAGAGGGAGAAAGUCAUUGCUUUGGCCAUCUGAA